GGAGGAGGACGGUCCAGAGGUGCUGCUGGUGAAGGAGGAGGUGUGUGAGGAGGGUCUGGGGAACCCUGAGGGGACCAUGGUCAUGGAGGACAACCAUACUACACUUCCUCCUGAAACCUCAGAGGAACCAGCUGAGCAGCACAGGACCACACACAGUCUCACUGAGUCAGUAGACCUGGAGGAUGGGAAGCCUGAUCCGCUAGUCAAAGAGGAGACAGUAGAAGACGGGCCAGAGAGCAUUGGUCUGCUGAGUGGACUGAAGAUUAGGGAGCAAGGUGGAUGGCUGGAGGCUAACAGAGGAGACUGGGCAGCCUUCUUGGAUUUCCAGACCCAGACAGGUGCAGCCAAGGGCCUAAGGGACAACAUCACUGAUCAGGCCAGGACCAGAGGCGACAUAAUGGAGUCUGCAGUCCAUGAGGACCUGCUGAUAUCGGGUGUUGCUGGCGGGAGAGACUUGACCUCUGAAGCGGCUGGUCACAAACCCUGGCCCCAGAUGAGAAGUCUGGAUCAGGAGCCAUCGCUUUUCCUUCCCGAGUCGGAACCAGGACCGAACCACAACGAACAGAUUCUCCACCACCACACAGAACACAACCAGUGGACAGUUGGACUGAACAAUCUCAGUCCUGGUGAUCAUCAGAGCGAUAGAGACUCCAGUCAGGGAACAACGGCUAGAGGUCAAGCAGGGAGCUCAAAGACUAACCACCUAAGGGUGCUGGAUCCAGCUUCUACCUCCUCUGGUGUCAUUGGGUCACAACGUGGGAGGCUGAGCGUUAGGACCGAUGCAGACAAGCCAUAUGCCUGCCCCACGUGUGGGAAGCGCUUUUCUGAGGCAAACUAUGUGAAGAAGCACCAGACCGUUCACACCAAGGAGAGGCCCUUCAAGUGUAAGCUGUGUUACAAAAGCUUCUCCUUCCUGACAAACCUUAUCAGACAUAGGAGUGUCCACAACGAGGAGAAAUUGUAGCAGUGUGGCUUGAGAUGUACGCAGGGGUUGUCCGGGAACUAUUCUUUAGCUGAAAUAUUAUAGUUAUCAUGUGAAGUGUACUGGGGUAAAAAAAAAUAUAUAUUACCAAGGCUGCGUUUAGACAGGCAGCCCAAUUCUGAUAUUUUUCCCACUAAUU
This is a messenger RNA of Coregonus clupeaformis (lake whitefish), 1121 nucleotides long. RefSeq names its product zinc finger protein 713-like. Lineage: Eukaryota; Metazoa; Chordata; Actinopteri; Salmoniformes; Salmonidae. The transcript is spliced from 4 exons. The record is from RefSeq and is a predicted model, not a curated record. Gene Ontology annotation, cellular component: nucleus. The coding region runs from base 77 to 964 and encodes 295 amino acids.